UUUCGACGCAUGAAAGUGACAAACCCACUGGCGGCACUGUAUUGCGUCGACUGCGACUAUCGCAAUCGCGUUUCCUCGAACAAGUAAUGUAGUAAAGUAAGUUAAAUAUAGACUAAUCCAAAGACCAGAACGACUGAAAAAAAUUCCCUCACAUAAUAAUAAACUUAACCAAGAUGACAAGCGCAAAACUAGUAAACCUUGGUGGAUUAUUACGGCUAACCACCACCGCGCCCCUUUGCAACACCAGCAAAGUUCUAAACAACUCGGUGCGAUUCAAAACGUACAAAAAGAGAUCUGGGGCGAUCCUCCCUGAGCCCCCACGAACCCCAUUUGGUAUCGUGGGCGUAAUCUGCACUGUUGUACCAGGCAUACUUAUUGGUGCCACUAUUAGUAAGUACAUGGCUUCAUUCCUUGAAGAGAAUGAUCUAUUUGUGCCAUCAGAUGAUGACGAUGAUGAUGACUAAGCCCUACUGAAGAUGAGUAAAGAAGUAAUUCAUAAAUUUUAAAACUCUGCUAGGCUGUUGUUAUUCAAUUAAAUUACAACUUGAACAAAUGUUUCUGUAUAAGACAAAAGAGACAGACAAGGUAUUUAUUGUAUUGUUAAAUCUAAAGAUGUGUCAUUACCUGUUACAACUUCUUCCCUUUCAACUAUUGUAAGAAAUAAACAAGUUCUAGUCACA
Molecule: messenger RNA, 680 nt
Organism: Dalotia coriaria
Lineage: Eukaryota; Metazoa; Arthropoda; Insecta; Coleoptera; Staphylinidae
Product: essential MCU regulator, mitochondrial
Exons: 1
Coding region: 174-464 (96 amino acids)
Biological process (GO): calcium import into the mitochondrion; mitochondrial calcium ion homeostasis
Cellular component (GO): uniplex complex; mitochondrial inner membrane
Source: RefSeq, a predicted model, not a curated record